GGAGUCAUUCCAUCAUUCCUGUGAGAAACGCAGAACCAAAAGGUGGCAAAACAUUUUUUGACAAGAUGUCAUCCGAAAAUGUUCAGAGCAACAAAGUUGAAGGUUCUACAGGCAGUAAAAAGUCUGGUGAAGGGCUUUCAGAAGGUAUUAAAGAAAGUGACCAUGGACCUCUGGAGAUCCAGGAGGCCAUCUCCCUGAAAGAAAGGAUGGCUUUGUACCAGGCCGCUGCAUCUAAAGUAGACAUCAGCAACUCCUCUGCUAAUGCUCUAGAGGAAUCAGAGGCAUGCAGAAUACCUGGAGGUUUGGCAAGUGUGAAGAACCAGUUUGAAAAAGGAGAAGCUCAGUACCAAUAUUGGCAAAAAUCUGUACAGAAAAGGACAAGUCAGAGUCAAACCAUGAUGUCUAGCAGUAGGACAGAAACUAGCAUAAAUGAAGCGACCUCAAAAGGAGUGCAGCUGGAAACAUUUCAGUCAGAAAAGGUUUCCCAUCAGGGGCAAGCUUCCAUGGAGGCCAAGAAAAUGUCUACCACCACUCAAAAUAUUGAUAGAACAGGAGUUGAUGCUUCUAUGAAAGAGGAGAUUCCGAAGAUCUCUACACAAUGUUUGAAACAGCACUUUGAGAAAACUACCCAAGGAAAGACAUUUCAUUCUGGACGAGAAAAUGGAACAGCUCCAAAGCAGAUCAAGAUUGAAAAUGGGUAUCAAGAAAUGGUGUGGCCUUCUGCAAAUGUUCAUUCUUCUGCUGAAGCUACUUCUACGACUAGAGGACAGGGAACGUAUAUGGCAAGGAAAACAGAGCACACAUCUGCUGCCUCAACCCCAGACUGUAAUAAGUUUCUAAAGCAUGGGAGUACAGAGGAAUUUCCUCCUCCACCAUCGCCAGAUUUACUACAGGUUCCCUCUGAAAUGACAGAGUUUUCCCAGUCCCCUGAACCCCCUCUCUCUCCAUCCAAGCAAGUUCUCCCCAAGGAUUUAUAUUCCAGGCAAAGAAAUCUUUAUGAACUAAACCGUUUGUACAAACACAUUCACCCCGAAUUAAGAAAGAAUUUAGAAAAAGAUUACUUCAAGGAUAUUUCUGACAUCGUCUGUGGUAGCAACACUGAAAUAGAGCGCUCCGUAGGAGGAGAAGUCCUUCAGGCUAAACAAGUCUUUGAAAACUCAGAAAACAGCCCUCAAAAAAGCAUGAGCCCAGAAAGAGAAAAUUUAGAAUGGGAUGAGAUCCUGAAGGGAGAGGUCCAAUCCAUGAAGUGGAUUUUUGAAAAUCAGCCCCUGGAUUCAAUAAAGGACGAGUCUUCCGACCAGGACAAUGUUAAAACCAUUGCAGGUCAAGAAAUCAUUGCAGGGGGAGACGUUAAGUAUACGACUUGGAUGUUUGAAACACAACCCAUAGAUGCACUGAGUGCAAAUUUUUCAGACGACGCAGGGGCUGCAGAUCGAAUACCAGACUUGGCUCGAGGAGAUGUCCGCACGGGCACCUGGAUGUUUGAAACUCAGCCACUGGAUGCGAUGAAUAAAAUUCACCACGAGCAGGAAGAAGAGCUAAAUGAAAAUUCUGUCGAGGAAAUCACCGGUGGAGAUGUCAAAACAGUAAAAUAUAUGUUUGAAACCCAGAACUUGGAUAGUCUUGGGCAGCUUUAUUCAGUAGAUGAAGCUAAGCUCCUGCAACUGAGAUCAGAACUAAAGGAGAUUAAAGGAGACGUGAAGAGAAGUAUAAGGCACUUUGAAACGUUGCCAAUGUAUGUUAUUCGAAAUGAUUUAGGCCAAAUGCUAGAAAUUAAAACAGUCCACCGAGAAGAUCUGGAGAAAGGAGAUGUCAAAACUGUCCAUUGGAUGUUUGAAACUCAGCCUCUGGACGUCAUCAACAAAGAUUCUGUGGACAUCAAAGUUGUCCGUGGAAUUUCCAUGGAGGAAAAUGUGAAAGGGGAAGUGAGCCGGGCAAAAUGGUUAUUUGAAACCCAGCCUUUAGAUACUAUUAAAGAGUGUGAGGAACCUGCUGCAGAAAAAGAAGUCAUACUGGGCGCCGAUGUUUGCAGAAAAUGUUGGCUCUUUGAGACUCAGCCCCUCGAUACCUUAAAAGAAAAUGAAGACCCAAUUAUUUCACCCACCAUAGAAAUCAUUGGAGGAGAUGUAAACACUACUAAACACCUAUUUGAAACAUUGCCAAUGGACCUGUUGAAAGACAGCUCGGAGGUUAAAAAACUUCAAAAAAUGGCUGCCACCGAGGAAGAGAAAGGCGAUGUGAGGCAUCAGAAAUGGAUUUUCGAGACAAAACCUCUUGAACAGAUUAGGGAAGAAAGAAAAGAAUUCGUAAGAACUGUGAAACUGGAGGAAAUUGACAAGGGAGAUGUGAGCAGCUGUAAGCAUGCAUUUGAAACGUGCUGGUUAAGCAAACGGAAUGAUUCACACAAAAUCCAUGUGGAAGGCGUAACAAGAGGUGCCGUAAAAUUGAAUAAAGACAUUUUUGAAACAACCCCAUUAUACGCCAUACAGGAUAAUCUUGGGAAAUACCAUCAAGUUAAAACAAUUCGUCAAGAAGAGGUGAUCCGGGGCGAUGUCAGGAACUGCAGGUGGCUUUUUGAAACAAGGCCCAUCGACCAAUUUGACGAGAGCAUUGAGAAAAUGGAGAUCAUCAAAGGGAUUACCUCCAAAGAAGUCCAGUCAGGUGAUGUGAAGACAGCAAAAUGGCUGUUUGAAACUCAGCCUCUUGAUGCCAUUAAAUAUUUCAGCAACGUAGAAGACGAAGAAAGUGAGCAACAGACGGAGGUUACGGAAGUGGUCAAGGGGGAUGUCAGGAUGUGCAAGUGGUUGUUUGAAACUCAGCCCAUGGAAUCUCUGUAUGAGAAAGAGACAACGGUGACAAACACCAAUGAAGUACAGAGAGGAGAUGUGAAAACAUGCACCUUGCUCUUUGAAACCCAAUCUCUAGAUGCGAUCGGGGUGGAAUCAGAAACAGCUAAGCUGCACAUGGUUGAUCAGGAGGAUAUCCAAGGCAGUGAUGUCCGCACAGCGUGUUUCCUUUUUGAGACGGAAAAGCUAGAGAACAUACAAGGAGGAGAAGAGGACAACGAACUCAAACGAAUUGUGGAAAUCGAUAUCCAGCCUGGAGAUGUCUCUACUAUGAAAUAUAAAUUUGAGACCCAACCAUUAGACUCGCUCAGUAUCAACUCAGAGGAAGUCCUGCACAAAAUUAAAACCAUAUCAAGUGAAGAUAUACAAAAAGGAGACGUUUUGCGUUGCUGUUGGCUUUUCGAAAAUCGGUCCCUUGGUGAAAUUUCAGAGGACAAAGAAGAAAGGACCUCGGCCCAAACCGUUACAGAUGUACAAGAUGGGCACGUGAAAAAUGGCUGCUUCAUCUUUGAGACCUUUUCUCUGGACCAGAUUAAAGAUGAAGAUGCCAUGGAGGAAAAUACAAAGAAAACCAUCAACCAUGAAGAGAUAACAAAGGGGGAUGUGAAAAGCUACAAAAUGCUUUUUGAGACCCAGCCGCUUUAUGCAAUCCAGGACAAAGAAGGAUACUAUCACGAGGUGACUACAGUGAAGAAGGAAGAAGUCCUCCAUGGAGAUGUACGUGGGACCCGGUGGCUGUUUGAAACUAAGCCUUUGGGCUCAAUAAAUGAGUCCGAAAACGUGUACGUCAUAAAAUCAGUCACCCAGGAAGAUAUCCAGAAAGGAAAUGUUAGCUCAGUUAGGUACCGAUUUGAAACACAGUCAUUGGACACGAUUUCAGACGAGGAGAAGUUAUUUGUCCCCACAGUGAACAGUGUCCAGGGCGGUGAUGUGAAAGCCAACAAGCAAUUAUUUGAAUCUGAAGAAACCCAGAGGGACAAAUAUGUAAGAACAGUGAAUGUCAGCGAAAUACAACAAGGCAAUGUUAAAACAUGUUCUUGGCUAUUUGAAACACACACUAUUGAUGAAAUUAGAGGGGAAGAUUCAGAAUACAAAGACAUCCAGACAGUAACGAGGGAGGAAAUCCAGGAGGGGGAUGUUCAGCAUGCGGUAUGGCUCUUUGAAAACCAGCCUUUAGAUGCCAUUAAAGAAAAUGAUGAGUCUAAUACAGAAAUAGAUAAGGAGGAAAUUCCACAAGCCGAUGUAAAAACCACCACAUGGCUUUUUGAAACCACGCCUUUCCAUGAAUUUAAUGAGAGUAGAAUUGAAAAAGAAGAAAUUGUUGGGAAAAGCGUGAAAGAAACUUUAAAGGAACUUUACUCACAGAAAGUUGUCGAGACUCAUGGGAUCAUCUUGGAGGCAGAUGAAAUUGGAGACGUCCGAAUGGCAAAAUAUAGGUUGAUGAAUCAGGAAGCUCCUGAAAUACAAAAGGAAGAGAUUAUUAAAGGGGAUUUAGCCAACAUCAUGAUAAACCUCCUAUCCAAACCAAGUACUCUGGAAAGGGAAAGUAAAGUAAAUGAAGAUGAAAAGGGCAAUGUAGAUUUGACCAAAAAGCAACUGAUGAAUAGCUCAACAGCGAUGCAAGUUGAAAAAGAAGAGGUAAUGAGAGGCGAUAUACAGCAAGCCAUUAAAAACCUGUUUAAUCAGGAUCGUUUUGUAAAACGUGGGAUUUUAAUUCAGGAAAGUGAAAGGGGUGAUGUUAAUAUGACAAUCUAUUCUCUCUUCCACAAAAAAGAGAGCAAUAAAACCGAACAAGAUGAAGUUAUAGGCGGUGAUGUAAAGCGCACCAUUCACAGUCUUCUCUCUUCUGUAACGAAUCAUGAAAUAGCAGAAAGACCUAAAAUAGAUGAUUCAGAAAGGGGCAACGUUCAGUUUUUUACAACCUGCAUAGAAGCUGGAGCUUUGGACUAUUUGAAAUUACUCCAGUCAGAGACGAAUGAAGCAUUUGCUAGAAAAAAUCAAGACGAGGAAGAGGAAAUAGUAGGGGGAGAUGUUGAAGGCACUAAACUAUUGCUAAAGAAAAAGAAGUCUCAAAUACAGCGGACGGUUAACGAAGCUGACAUAAUUCCUGGCGAUGUCUGUAAUGCUCUUAAAAUCUUCACCACUGAGCCACAAGAUACAUCCUGUCACGUAGACAAAGAAGAAAUUAUAAAAGGGGAUUUGAAGACAACUUUGAAUUCCCUGAAUCAGGCUAUAAAUCAGACCACUGUUACGGAGAAAGAAGAAAUUGCAAAAGCUGACAUCCAUGCAAUUUUGAAGUCUCUUCAAGAAUCAGUUCAUCAACCAAGAGAGACAGAAAAACCAGAGGUCGUUCCUGGUGAUAUUAAACAGACCAUUGAAUCUCUGGAGAAAACAAAACAAACAAAAAAUGAAGUCUGGAGAGAAGAGGUUGUCCAACGUGACCUUGAAUCCACACUAAAACCUUUUAAAGCAGUCCAGCAAUCUUUCUGGGAAACAGACAAAGAAGUUGUCAGAGGCAAUACUCAAACUGCUAUAGAGAGCUUGCUGGAUACUUCCGAAGAAACAAAAUUAAGGCAAUACCAAAGAUUCACAGAGGCCCAGGCAAAACAAAGUAAGGAAAGGUUACUGAAACCAUCUCAACAAUUAGCCCAGAACAAAGUCAACCCAACUGAAUCCUUGAAAAACAAUGAUACAUUUCUUCGGAAGGAGAUGAUGUCCCAAAGGAAGAGUUUUCUCACAGAAGAUGCCAAAGCAAUCCAUUUGGAUCCGAGAUGGAACACCAAGAGUCAUGAGAUGGAGAGGAGAAAUAUGAAGGCCUUACCUAAAUCUCAGCACAAAGUCACUGAAAAAGCAGAUAAAUCUUCCGUGGAUAAAGUCACAGCAAAAAGACAUAGAGAUCAGUAUGUGAUUGACCAAUCUACGUUUUGCAAUAACAUUGAGAAGAAUGAAAGAGCAGAGGAGUCAGAAGCAAGCAGAAUAUUGAUGAAGGGCCAUGCAACCAAUGAAAUGCAAAGUGCGAAACAAAUGACGGGGAAAAAACAAAGCAUCUUUCAUGAAUAUAAAAAUGAAAAAUAUGUUGGUGUGAGAAGUCAGGGUGAGACAAAAGUGAAAUUGGCCCAGCCAACAUGUGAUCGCCAGAGCUCCAAUUACAGAGGGACGGAGCAACUGAUCAACCAGUCAACCGGCCUGAUUUCCAAAGCGGCUGGUCAUCUUGAAACAAAAGAAGUGCAACAAGACAGAAAGCAAUCACAGCAUUCAAAGGAGGUUUGCAGAGGGAAGAAAAAUAAUGUUGUGGCAAGCCAAGCUCAGGUUUCCAUGGCAUCAGAGCAGAAUGUGAAAACCAAUCAAAAAGUCAGAGUCACACAGGAAAUGCACAGGCAAUUCAAAGAGGCUGAAAGGAAGCAAAAGUGCAGCGAGAAAUCCAUUUUGAAGUAUUCGGGAAAAUAUAACGUUGAAGGUGUUGAGGAAGACUUAAGGGUUCAAGUGAAAAAUCUUGGGAAUCCGUACAAGAAUCCUAAAGGCUCAGAUAGAAAGUGCAACUUCAGGGAAAGGAAACAUGCCUACUUUGUCAAAAGAGAGUUUAUCCAAUGGAGUGCCUAGCUGCCGACAAGCAGAUUUUCCAUAAAUCAUGUUUUCGGUGCCACCAUUGUGGUAGUAAAUUAA
Molecule: messenger RNA, 6509 nt
Organism: Thamnophis elegans (Western terrestrial garter snake)
Lineage: Eukaryota; Metazoa; Chordata; Lepidosauria; Squamata; Natricidae
Gene: XIRP2
Product: xin actin binding repeat containing 2
Exons: 8
Biological process (GO): actin filament organization; actin cytoskeleton organization
Cellular component (GO): focal adhesion; stress fiber
Molecular function (GO): actin filament binding
Source: RefSeq, a predicted model, not a curated record